AAUACGUUGACGUUUAACCGCCCGCCUCCCGCCUCCUUUUCCCACCUCGUUCUUCUAUUGGGUGCAGCUUCUGCCUCCGCCUCCUCCCGGACGGAACCGAUCGGGGCUGGUUUGAGCUGGUGCGUCUCCAUGACGACGCCGCCAGCGCUAUAAGUAGCCGUGCCGCGGCGCCGUCGGGCUUUGUCAGACCCCUUCAGCCUCCGCCGCCGGUAGCUCCUCUGCCACCAGCUCUCGUGCCACCUCGGGCCGGCGGCUCGGCGCGGCUCCUCCAGCUGGGCAGGAGGCGGCUGAACGGGGGCGGAGGUUGGGGGGAAGGCGCCGUAGCCGUCGAGUUCCGUUCAUCUUGAGCAGAGCAUCUCCAUGGGGUCUGCCCACUCCGUCCAUGCCCUUUAAGAGAACGUCCAGUGCAACAGCUGUACUGAAGGGACAUUUGUAGCCUUGUAUUUAACAGGACUUUAUCCUCCUGGAGAAGCACCUUUGGUGUAAAGCUGAAAAUUGUCUUUAAAUUCCAUCUUUUAGUUUUCCGUUUUGUUGCACUUUAAAGAACACCAAGAAACCAUGAACAACUUUAGCAAUGAUGAAUUUAACUUCAGUUUCCUUGAUGAAGGCUUUACUGCAAAGGAUAUUCUGGACCAGAAAAUUAAUGAAGUUUCUUCUUCUGAUGAUAAAGAUGCCUUCUAUGUUGCUGACCUUGGUGACGUCCUAAAAAAACAUUUGAGAUGGUACAAAGCUUUUCCUCGAGUAACUCCUUUUUAUGCUGUUAAAUGUAAUGACAGCAGGGCUAUAGUGAAGACACUUGCUACUAUAGGAGCAGGAUUUGAUUGUGCUAGCAAGACUGAAAUACAAUUAGUACAGAGUCUUGGGGUGUCUCCAGAGAGGAUAAUUUAUGCAAAUCCAUGCAAACAAGUGUCACAAAUUAAGUAUGCUGCCAACAAUGGAGUACAAAUGAUGACUUUUGAUAGUGAAGUAGAGCUAAUGAAAGUUGCCAGAGCUCAUCCAAAGGCAAAGCUUGUUUUGAGGAUUGCCACUGAUGACUCCAAAGCUGUCUGUCGGUUAAGUGUUAAAUUUGGUGCCACUCUCAAAACUAGUAGGCUACUUCUUGAGCGAGCAAAGGAACUGAAUAUUGAUAUUAUUGGAGUUAGUUUCCACGUGGGAAGUGGUUGCACUGAUCCAGAAACCUUUGUCCAAGCAGUUUCUGAUGCCCGAUGUGUCUUUGAUAUGGGGGUGGAAUUUGGUUUCAACAUGUAUCUUCUUGAUAUUGGUGGUGGCUUUCCUGGUUCUGAAGAUGUAAAGCUUAAGUUUGAAGAGAUCUCAAGUGUAGUCAAUCCAGCAUUGGAUAAGUAUUUUCCUUCUGAUUCUGGAGUGAGAAUUAUAGCUGAACCAGGCAGAUACUAUGUUGCAUCAGCUUUCACGCUUGCAGUUAAUAUCAUUGCCAAAAAACUCGUAUUAAAGGAACAGACAGGUUCUGAUGAUGAAGAUGAGGCAAAUGACCAAACCUUUAUGUACUAUGUAAAUGAUGGAGUAUAUGGAUCAUUUAAUUGCAUCCUGUUUGAUCAUGCACAUGUUAAACCUAUUCUACAAAAGGUAAUUCAUUUAAGAAAUAGGACAAGUAAAGGGCUGGGUGAGGGGGCGGCAUAUAGCUUAUGUUCAUGUUUUGGUUUUUUCCCCCAGAGACCCAAACCAGAUGAGAAGUAUUAUUCUUCUAGCAUAUGGGGACCAACAUGUGAUGGCCUUGAUCGUAUUGUUGAACGCUGUGAUUUACCAGAAAUGCAUGUAGGAGAUUGGAUGCUGUUUGAAAACAUGGGUGCUUACACUGUUGCUGCUGCUUCCACUUUUAAUGGAUUCCAGAGACCCACUAUCUAUUAUGUGAUGUCUGGGCCAGCAUGGCAAUGUAUGCAACAAAUGAAGAAUCAAGGUUUUCCCGCAGAAGUAGAGGAUCAGGAUAUCAACACUUUGCCAUUAUCUUGCGCUUGGGAAAGUGGAAUGGAACAUCACUCGACAACUUGUACUUCAGCUAGUAUUAAUGUAUAGAAGCUGUUUGUAGCCAUUAAUUGCAAAUUUAGCUUGAAUUAGAGCAUUUUGGGGGACCAUUAACUUAAUUCCUGCUAGAGUUUUUAAAUGUUUUAAGAAAUAGGAUUGGCACAAAUGCAACAAUAAUAUGGAAGACGUAAGAGAUGGGGUCACACUUAUCUGUGUUCCUAUGGAAACUAUUUGAAUAUUUGUUUUAUAUGGAUUUUUAUUCACUUUUCAAAUAUGCUUCUAAAGAUUGCCCCUAAGCUGCUAAGCAAGCAUUUGUAGCUUGUAUAAUAGCAGAAUGGGAUUGAGCUUAGUGUUGUGACCUGUUUUAAAAUAAAAGUAUUGAAAUAA
Sarcophilus harrisii (Tasmanian devil) is the source of this 2367-nucleotide messenger RNA. RefSeq names its product ornithine decarboxylase 1 (gene ODC1). The record is from RefSeq and is a predicted model, not a curated record. The transcript has 11 exons. Gene Ontology annotation, molecular function: ornithine decarboxylase activity. Lineage: Eukaryota; Metazoa; Chordata; Mammalia; Dasyuromorphia; Dasyuridae. Bases 559 to 2031 code for a protein of 490 amino acids. Gene Ontology annotation, cellular component: cytoplasm.